UUGAGCCCCAAAAAUAAUUAUCGUAUAAAUGAGAAAGUAGGAGGAGGAAGUGAAGAAGUUGGGGGAAGUUGUGCAUUGAAUUGAGAAAAUGAGGAAGAGGACGAUUUGGGCAUGGGGAGUUGCCAUCGUAUGCUUCGUAGUGCUGAUGAUCGUCACUCCAGCCAUUCCCCAGUCUCAGGCCUACCACGAUUUCGCCGAUCAGCGCACCUUCUUUGGAAUUCCUAAUAUGCUUAACGUGGUUUCAAAUUUCCCGUUCCUUGUUAUUGGUGUAAUUGGGCUGGUGCUUUGCUAUUAUGGGAAUUAUUUUAGGCUAAGCUUGCAAGGCGAGCUUUGGGGCUGGACAUGUUUUUACAUAGGUGUUGCCGCUGUUGCUUUCGGAUCUUCAUACUACCAUUUGAAGCCAAAUGAUGCUCGUCUUGUGUGGGAUCGCCUACCGAUGACUAUUGCAUUCACCUCAAUCAUGGCAAUCUUUAUCAUUGAAAGAAUUGAUGAGCGAAGGGGAACAAUAUCUAUCAUUCCUCUACUUUUGGCGGGUCUAGUUAGUAUAUUGUAUUGGAGGUUUUUUGAUGAUCUCCGACCAUAUGCUUUGGUCCAGUUUGUUCCCUGCAUUGUCAUUCCCGUGAUGGCUAUUUUGUUGCCUCCAAUGUACACACACUCAACAUACUGGCUCUGGGCUGCAGGAUUUUAUCUUUUAGCCAAGGUGGAAGAAGCUGCUGAUAAGGUGAUUUAUGGUUGGACACAUCACAUUGUAAGCGGGCAUACACUCAAGCAUUUAUGUGCGGCAAUGGUUCCUGUUUUCCUGACGCUCAUGCUGGCAAAGAGGACUGUUCAAACAAAUAGGCAAAGUUUACUCGAGAUAUGGAAGAUUUCUUGGACUAAGGUUAAAGAAAAUGAGUACACGGAAGAGGUAUCGUACACUACUGUAUCAACUAUGGAAUCACAAACAUAGUUCGUUUGUUGUCCUUUUUUUUUUUUUUUCUUUUUUUGUAGUUGUUAAACAAUCACAAACAUAAUUUGAUGUCAAUAAAAUAAUAUUUUCAUUCAUGUAUAUUCAC
Molecule: messenger RNA, 1055 nt
Organism: Morus notabilis
Lineage: Eukaryota; Viridiplantae; Streptophyta; Magnoliopsida; Rosales; Moraceae
Exons: 7
Coding region: 89-949 (286 amino acids)
Biological process (GO): ceramide metabolic process
Cellular component (GO): membrane
Molecular function (GO): hydrolase activity, acting on carbon-nitrogen (but not peptide) bonds, in linear amides
Source: RefSeq, a predicted model, not a curated record